Musca domestica (house fly) is the source of this 2724-nucleotide messenger RNA. It is a transcript of the gene Ssrp, whose product is annotated as FACT complex subunit Ssrp1. The transcript is spliced from 5 exons. Lineage: Eukaryota; Metazoa; Arthropoda; Insecta; Diptera; Muscidae. The coding region runs from base 177 to 2411 and encodes 744 amino acids. Gene Ontology annotation, cellular component: nucleus; FACT complex. The record is from RefSeq and is a predicted model, not a curated record. Gene Ontology annotation, molecular function: DNA binding; nucleosome binding; histone binding.
UCAUUCCAUCAUUUUGCAGAAGGCGCAAAGCAAGCUUGUGUCUGCAUUGUUUUGUUCGAGAGAAUCAAUCGAAAAGCGUGCCGGCACUCAAAAAAUUGCGAAAUUAAAUACGCAAAAUUUCAUAAAAAUUCAUCAAUUCCUUGUCCUUAAACUAUCAAAACUAUCUUUGCAAAAACAUGACUGAUGCACUGGAAUAUGAUAUCUCAGCAGAAGUACGAGGUGUAAUGACGCCCGGCCGUUUGAAACUGUCCGAACAGAAUAUUGUCUAUAAAAAUAGUAAAACAGGCAAAGUGGACACUAUAUCAGCCGAUGAUAUAGAUUUAAUUAACUCCCAGAAAUUCGUGGGUAAUUGGGGCAUACGGGUGUUCACCAAAUCUGGAAAUCUCUAUCGAUUUGUUGGCUUCAAAGACAGUGAAAAUGAGAAAUUGGGCAAAUUUAUUAAGAAGGCUUAUCAUCAGGAUAUGGUGGAAAAGGAAAUGUGUGUUAAGGGUUGGAAUUGGGGUACAGCCAAUUUUAAAGGAUCUGUGCUAAGUUUUGACAAAGAAAGUAAAAUGAUCUUCGAAAUACCGCUGUCUCAUGUAUCGCAAUGUACAACGGGCAAGAACGAGGUGACCAUUGAAUUUCAUCAAAACGAUGAUGCCCCUGUGGGUCUAAUGGAAAUGCGUUUUCAUAUACCGGCUGUGGAAUCGGCCGAAGAAGACCCUGUUGAGACGUUCCAGACAAAUGUUAUGAGCAAAGCUUCGGUUAUUUCAGCGUCUGGUGAUGCCGUUGCCAUCUUCAGGGAAAUCCAUUGUCUUACACCCAGAGGUCGUUAUGAUAUCAAAGUUUUCUCCACAUUCUUUCAACUUCAUGGCAAAACAUUUGAUUACAAAAUUCCCAUGGAUUCUGUGCUGAGGCUGUUCCUGUUGCCACACAAAGAUAAUCGGCAGAUGUUCUUUGUCUUAUCCCUGGAUCCUCCGAUCAAACAAGGUCAGACACGUUAUCAUUAUUUGGUGUUGUUGUUUAGUCCUGAAGAGGAAACCUCUAUUGAGUUGCCAUUCACCGAGGAGGAAUUGAAAGAGAAAUAUGAAGGCAAGCUGGAAAAGGAAAUUUCUGGACCGUUGUAUGAGGUAAUGGGUAAGGUAAUGAAGGUAUUAAUUGGCCGCAAGAUCACUGGACCUGGAAACUUUGUGGGUCAUUCCGGUACAGCUGCUGUGGGUUGUUCUUUCAAAGCUGCCGCAGGUUAUCUUUAUCCUUUGGAACGUGGCUUUAUAUACAUACACAAACCCCCAGUGCACAUACGUUUCGAAGAAAUAGCCUCUGUUAACUUUGCCCGUAGCGGUGGCUCAACACGUAGUUUUGAUUUUGAGGUGACCCUCAAAAAUGGCACAGUUCACACAUUCUCUUCCAUCGAAAAGGAGGAAUAUUCCAAAUUAUUUGACUUCAUCAACCAGAAGAAAUUGAAUAUAAGUAAUGUGGGCAAAGAUAAGGGUGGCUAUAAAGAUGUUGAUUUCGGCGAUUCGGAUAAUGAAAAUGAGCCGGAUGCUUAUUUGGCCCGUGUUAAGGCUGAAGCCAGGGAAAAGGAUUCAGAUGAUGAAGACGGCUCUGAAGAAGAAUCGACAGAUGAAGAUUUCAAACCCAAUGAAAAUGAAUCAGAUGUUGCCGAAGAAUAUGACUCGAAUGUGGCCAGUGACUCGGAAGAUUCAGAUGCCAGUGGUGGAGGUGGUGGCGGCGGUAGCGGUGAUGAGGGUGGUGCCGAAAAGAAGGAGAAGAAAAAACCCAAAAAGGAAAAGAAAGAGAAAAAGGAGAAGACGGAAAAGAAAGAGAAGACGAAAAAAGCCUCCAAAAAGAAAGAUGCCAACAAACCCAAACGUGCCACUACUGCGUUUAUGCUAUGGCUUAAUGAUACUCGUGAGCAAAUCAAAAACGACAACCCCGGCAUUAAGGUCACCGAAAUUGCCAAAAAGGCUGGCGAACUGUGGAAGGAACUUAAAGAUAAGUCAAAAUGGGAAGAGUUGGCAGCCAAGGAUAAACAACGUUAUAUUGAUGAAAUGAAAGACUAUAAACCAGCAGCCGAAGACAGUGAUGAUGAAGGUGGUGCUGCCUCAAAAAGCAAAGCGACCAAGAAACGCAAGAAGGAAAGUGCUUCACCCAAAAAAUCGGCAAAUACCUCAGGUUCAUUUAAGUCCAAGGAAUAUAUAUCAGAGGAUGAUAGCUCAUCGGAUGAGGGUGGUAAGAAAAAAUCCGAUUCAGAGCCAGAAAAUAAAAAGAGUAAAAAGGGUGACAAGGACAAGGGCAAAGGUGAUAAGGACAAAAAAUCAAAAGAUUCCAAAAAGAAAGCCGAAAGUGAAGAAGAAGAGGAGGAAGAAGAAGCCUCUGCAUCCGAAGAGGAAGAAGAAGAAUCUGAAGAAGGCGGUGAUGAAAGUGAUUAGAUCCUUUAGUAAUUUUUCAAUGCAAAACAAACAUCCCCAUACUUUUACCAAUAUUCAUAGUUUAGUUGUAGAGCAAAACACAAAAACAACCAACCCCAAACAUGUUAUAUUCUUUAUGUUUACCUACUGUAACCCCAACAUUUCCAUGUUAAAUGUUUCACUUGCUUCUCCCACCAUGCAUUUUUCUAUUUUUAUUGGUGAAAAUUUUGUUUAAUUUUUCCUUUAACAUCCAUAUCUUUUUUUGUAGUUCACAAAAUAAAACAAAAAGAAUUCCAUGAUAAAUUAAUAAAAUUGUAAUGUACAUAUAAAAAUA